This is a messenger RNA of Periconia digitata, 2779 nucleotides long. Lineage: Eukaryota; Fungi; Ascomycota; Dothideomycetes; Pleosporales; Periconiaceae. The record is from the annotation of a GenBank genome assembly.
UUGUCGUCGAGGCCGCGCUGCGAUCUGUACCCAUCCUGGUCUCCGCUCAACACGCCCCCAGCAGCUAGCCAGCUAGUCGACGUCCGCGCCCGACAUCAGCUUAGCACUGCGCGCGUGCGCCUCAAUUGCCAGCUUCACAUCACUUUUUCAGUCUCCACUGCCCUCAACUCCUCGCGCUUCCCUUUAACCUACCGCAUCCCUUCCUUUGCUCCGCUUCGCAACCUGCUCCCCUCCACACCUGCCUCCGCUAGCUACUGGCACGCGAUCCGUUACCUAUAGCGGGCCCAUACGUCAUCUGGCGUCCAAGCAGAAAACAUCCCUCUUGCUUGCUCGCCCACUGCAUCCUGAUCAGGGCAUUCACAUGAAGACCAUCUUCAGGAAAGUUACCCGCUUUAACAGUUUUUGGUGGUUGUUGCUCCCUGGGACCGACGAUACGUUCGACAACGCAUCGUGAACGCCCUCCCAUUAGUCCCCCCCUACCGGGACAGCCCAACAGAGCCUUCGUAUCCAUCGAGCCACACUUCCCUCGUCGACAAUUGCAAUAAUUCGAAGCAUUUCCGCCACGAAUCGGCAUCGCUGCCUGGAAUUCAACUUUCCACACCCAUUGCCAAACAUCACUGUCCAACCAUCUUGGCUGCGUAAACUUGCAUAAAGUUUCCGAAUACUAUCCUUUCUUCCGAUAUCCCCCGAUCGCCCAUUCCCCGCAUUUACCUCAGACGCACACCGAGUAGCUUCCGCAAGCUUGUCGACUCAUCAGGUUUGCAAUCGGAAUCCAACACGCUAGUCACUGUCACCAGCUGUAGCAUGAACAUAAGGCCUAUAGAUUUUCCAGAAGGUUUUUUCAAAUAUGGCGACCUUGGCUCCUCCCCGAAGGUUCAACGUUGAACCCAUUGAGACUACUGUCAAGUCUUCAAAGGAUCGAGCUACUAAAACGGAGCAUGUACAACCUCCGCAGGAAUCUGCUCCCCCAUCCGUCGAUACAAAUACCAAGACUCCUCGUCGAUUUGCUCCUCAGCUUGUAGAGACGACAACAAAGUCCUCCAAACAUCAACCACACGCAACCACCGAGAGGGUCAAAAAACCCCGUAAAUUUGCUCCAGAGCCCAUCGAGACGUCGACAAAGAGUAGCCGGAAAAAGUUUGCAGAGGAUUGGGAUAGUCAGACUACAGAGAAGAAGGAAAGACCGCCUAGGACACCUAGGAAAUUUGCACCACAACUUGUUGAAACUGCACAACGAUCUCGACGCGGAGGAGAUCCUGCUCGUACGCUCGCACCUUCCGACAACACAGAAGCAACGCCAAUCAACAAGCUGGCGGUCAAUACAAUGGGGCUUACGGUGCCUGGUCCGCCAACAAACACCCCCAUUUCUGAUUACUCGCAUAAUCCUCUGUUUGAAGAGAUUCAACGCGCAACAUCUCCGAUAACAAGACGGAGAUUAGUCAAGCGGCUAUCGCAGCAUUGUUUUCGUGUUCCUGAUCUUGACGCAAUUGAAUCGUCAGAGUCAGAAGGCUCCACACCCUCCUCUCCACUUUGCACACCUUACUUUGCAACACACUGUCACUCCUACAAGGAGUAUAAAGAACCCACUCGAGUACGAGAAAGUGCCGACGAAAAGGUUUCUGGCUACCUAUUGGCGUUAGCAGCAAAGGCUGCGGAGAAACAGUUGUGUGAACAAGUCAUGGCUGCUUUCCCGAAUAACGAUCACCACGAGCCUGUGGACCACUUUGUCGACCGAGAAGAUUCAUUCUUGGAGGAUUCGCGACCCAGCAGCAUACCUUCCCACCGACAAGUCAACUGGGAUGUCGUUGCAAUGCAAGAACAUCGUGAGAAGAUGGACAAGGCUCAAAAUGGUGAAGAGGCGCGGGGUAGAUGUCGAGUCGCAGUAGACAAGGGCGUUUCCAAGCAAACUGACUGCACUCCCCUUGAUCGUAUCAAGACAAAUGCCGCUGGGGGUUGCCCAAAGGAUGAUGAGCUGGACUGUAUGCGAAAAGGCGCCCGGCCACCCAUGCUCGGAAAGGACAUCAAGUUUCCCAGAUGUGCAUCACCCGAGCCGGCACGCUUCGAUACUACGCAAGGCCGCGAUGUUGUCCAGAAGGCUAUGUCAUAUCUCUCAGAACAGUCGCAUCAGGCAGAGAAGGGAGGCGAGAGUCUCUGGUGUGGAAGAGGGAACGGCAAGCAGACGAGUCAGGUCUUGUCCCUGUGGGGUGGGUCUAAUGCGAGCAGCCGCUCCCAAAGUCGCCAGAGUGGUCUCUGGGGUGGCUGCUGUGCGAGCUCAUGCACCGAUCUCACAAAACCCCCGACGGGCAUUCUCACCCCUAGGAAAGAGAAAGCCGAUCCACCCUCACCAUGCCCGACACCUGCCGCAUUGGUCCUUCCUCCAACUCCUCCUGCAUGCCAGACUGACUUCGCGGGUAUUGACGAGAGACUUGCUGUAGAAGCUACUAUUGAAGAGGAUUUUGGAGACAACUUUGUUACGCAGGUGUACAACUAUCUCUCACUGGGAUAUCCCUCCAUGGCUCGCCCCUUUGACGAUGAAUUGUCCAAAAUCUCGAAAAUACCCGUUGAAGAGUUGAGGCAAGAUGAUGGUUUGGCGCAGUCAAGAGGCUACAUCCGCCUCGGCGCCGAUGGCAACCUUGCGGAUGAGGAGAUUACCGAAGAAUCUUGCAUGCGUUGGCGAGCGUUGCGCGUCUAUAUCCGCGAAUGGGCUAAGCAAGAGCCUGGUAUGGCCGGCGACGGCUUGCUUGGUGCUACUGGUCGUAAGGGAAGCUGGGGAAUUUGA